Ochlerotatus camptorhynchus is the source of this 3042-nucleotide messenger RNA. RefSeq names its product WD repeat domain phosphoinositide-interacting protein 2-like. Lineage: Eukaryota; Metazoa; Arthropoda; Insecta; Diptera; Culicidae. Gene Ontology annotation, cellular component: extrinsic component of membrane; cytosol; phagophore assembly site membrane. Gene Ontology annotation, molecular function: phosphatidylinositol-3,5-bisphosphate binding; phosphatidylinositol-3-phosphate binding; protein binding. Gene Ontology annotation, biological process: protein localization to phagophore assembly site; autophagy of mitochondrion; nucleophagy. The record is from RefSeq and is a predicted model, not a curated record. The transcript is spliced from 5 exons. Bases 696 to 2138 code for a protein of 480 amino acids.
ACAAAACUCAUCGUUCGAGCUUCUGGUCUCAGUCUGAAAGGAAAAUUCGUGUGAAAAGGAUCCUCCGUCUCCUUUGUGUGCAUAUUUUUAGCCAGCCAGUGCAGCAGCAGCAGCAGCCAACAACCACAAGAGCUUCUCUAAGCUAGAUAUAUAGCCAAUAUAUAGCAAACAGAGAACUUUGUUGUUUUUUCAUUCAAUUGUGCAAUUUUUCAGCUGAUUUUCUUCGCGCUCCCUGCAAGGAAAAUCAUCACCACCAACCAAAAUAGAAAUCAGUGUGCAAUUUUAACUGUACAUUCGCAACUAACAGUGUGAUUUCUCGAUUGUUUGCAAUAAACCCCGUAAGUGACGACGAGUGAGGAUCGAUUCCUUUCGGACCCAUCGACUGAAAGUGUUUUGAGAAGAAAAAAGCAACUUCCGUUCUGUCCAAGAGUUUUUCCUUUCUGUCGAGAAAAAGGAAAACUUUUCGCUGCCAUCAAGAACAGAACCAAGAGCAAAGUAACUGUUAAGUAACUACCUAGUGAGUGCAAACCGUUUUCAAGCAAUCUUCAAUUCUAAAGCGACUGUGAAAAAUUUCCAAGUAACAAAAGAAGUGGAAAAACUCAUCCCUUUGGUGUGAAAAGCAAAAGUCCUUAAGCGAAGAAAAAAGAGCAAAACCUCUCAACUUUUCCCUUCGCGUCCGCGCAAAGUUCGCUUAAAUGAGUGAUACAAAUCAGAAAUGUUUCGGCAAAACUGGUGGAUUCUCUAUAAAUUUUAAUCAAGACUAUACAUCGCUCUCCGUGGUAUCCGAGCAAGGAUAUCGAUUGUUUUCACUGUCAUCCGUCGAUCGUGUGGACGAAAUCUUCUGUAGCCAUGACGAGGAUACACGAAUCGCUGAGCGGUUGUUCAGCAGCAGCCUGGUCGCGGUCGUUACCGCAAGUGAGCCGCACAAACUUAAGGUGUGUCACUUUAAGAAAGGGACGGAGAUCUGCAACUACAGCUACCCGAAGGAUAUCAUGUCGGUGAAACUGAACCGAUCGAGGCUAGUAGUAUGCCUGGAGGACAGUAUUUAUAUUCAUAACAUCCGUGAUAUGAGACUGCUACAUUCCAUCAAGAACAUGUCGAACAACCCGGUCGGCCUGUGUACGCUGUCGCUCUCGUCGCACCUGGCGUACCCGAUCUCGUCGGCGACCGGCGAGCUGCAGAUCUUCGACGCCGGCAAUCUGACGUCCCGGCUGAAGAUCAAGGCGCACGAUUCGCAACUGUCGGCGAUGAACUUCUCCUUCAACGGGACGCUGCUGGCUACGGCGUCCGAGAAGGGCACCGUGAUUCGCGUGUUCUGCGUGAAGAACGGCCAGAAAGUGCACGAGUUCCGACGAGGUCUCAAGCGCCACGUUAGCAUCGGAUCGCUGAAUUUCAGCAUCUGUGCGAGCUACGUUGUCGCUAGUUCGAACACGGAAACCGUACAUAUCUUCAGAAUCGAUCCGAAGUCAAUCGAACAGGCGGAACGUCGCAACUGUAUCGACAACGGAUCUUCGACUACUACCAACACUAGUAGCAGCAGCAAUAAUAAUAACGACGGAGAGUCGCAGAAUGGAAGCGACGGGGAGAAGGCGGUGGCGGAUGACGCUUCGAACGGUGGAUGGGGCAUGGGCUUCAUCGCUAAAGCCGUCACGGCGUACUUCCCGACCAAUGUGGUGGCGGAUGUGUUUUCGCAGGAUCGAGCCUAUGCUACAGUUCAGCUGGCCGAAGCGGGACUCCGCUACGAGUGUGUCAUCGCCAAGGUGGAGAAGGAGACGCGCCUGCUGUUGGCGUGCGAGGACGGGUUCCUCUACUUGUACGAUUUUGACGAUUCGAAGGGCGGAGAGUGCAAGCUGAUCCGGGCGCACGAUCUGCGUAUGCCACUGCAUGGAAUUACAGAAGUUGACAUCGGUGGCAACGAGAACGACACCUCCGUCCUGAAUGUGACGAUGACUAACUCGAUGAUACCGGCGCCGGGCACCUACGCCGGGGUCCUCAAGGGACGCCCCGGAGACCGAAUGUCAGCAGAUUCGGAUCGCUGCCGUGAUUUGCGCGAAGCAGUCGAGUACCCGAUCAAGAACACCAUCCCGCUGUUCGACGACAUGCAGUUCCCGCCGGUUACCCCCAUCACCGUCGAAUGACUAUCCGGCGACGUCCGGACGCCGAAGAUCAGCUCCAUUGGUGGCGGUGGCAAGAAGCGUCACGCCAAGUAGGUGGGCUGAGUGGGCGGAGCAGUACCCAAUAUAACACAUACAUACGAGGAACAACCACACAGCUUCGUGUUUCGAGUUUUUUCAUUUCUACGUUUCUGAAUGUACAGCUCUGAAGAUGUGUAUCUCUCUGUUAUUGCUUUUAAAUAUGAUCAUAAAGGUUUUUUUUUCGUCUGUUAAGGUAAUGUUUAUGUCUAGUAACUGUAAGUCCCAUAUUUUCUGACUAUUUUGAUAAGCAAGAAUUCUAUUGGCAUUUGAGUAAUAAUGUGAGUGUGACUUGCCUAUAUGAUUUAAGCAGUCAUUCGUUGUUUUCGAAAUUUGUAAGAAAAAAAUAUUUACAAAAAUUGUGACAAAAAAUCUCAUGUCUCUGUUGCUAAAACUAUGAAACAGGUCGUAGCGUUAAAACAAGCAAUAGUAUUGACGGCAAGUCAGGUAAAAUUAAUUUAGAGUGUAAACGCCAUCACCCUUCAUACAGUUUUAUGACAUUUUCCAUAGAAUUUCAUCGAAGCUUCUUAUCCUUAUUUUCUAAAUACAAAAAAAAAACAAACUUAUAACUACUUAUUAACAUCAUCGGAAUGGCAGAAAAGCGAACAUGAAGUGAGUAAAGAACCGAGAAAAAACGCUUUCAGCUACUGCCAUAAGACGAUAAGUACUAGUACUAGUAGUGAAUUGCGAAAAACCUGAAAAAAUGAUACCAAAAACAGUAUAAAAAAUCGUCGUGUAAAAAUCUACAAAAAAUACUCAAGCUGUUAAGUUAAUUUUAAGUUUCCCACAACAACGUUGUAAAGUAUACAGAGAGAUGAUAAAAAAAUAUAUUUUCUUAUUUAUUAUUUUA